AUGUCACCACUGGAUGGAAAGCAUCGCUCGAUGUUUGCAGUGGAGAUGGCAAUCCUGUUCUUUGGGAUAUUCCUCAAGAACAGCAUAUGUGAGAGCUCAGGAAAAGAAGCGAUUUGGAUCACAGAUGGCUGUAGGACCUAUGAGACCAAUGGCAGCAUCACGUGCCAGUGCUCUCAUCUAACAUUUUUUGCAAUACUGUUGUCACCCUCACCUGGAAACAUCAGCUCUUCAGACUUGAAUUCUCUGACCUACAUCACAUCCAUCGGCUGUGGCCUGUCUAUGUUUUUCUUAGCAGUGGCUCUCUUUAUGCAUUGUCUUAUCAGAAAAGGGAAAGCAAGCCAAGCAACUAAGAUCCUGAUCAACCUCUUUGUUGCCAUGUUCACCCUGAACUUGUCCUUCCUGACCAAUGAGAGCAUUGCCAACCUAGGGAACUUUGGCGCAUGUGUGACCAUUGCAGCAGUUAUGCACUACACUUUGUUGGCCACUUUUACCUGGUUUUUCAUGGAGGCUCUACACUUAUUCUUUAAUCUGUGGAAGCACCCAUCUGAAAUCAAACAUUACAUGAUGAAGAUUUGCGUUGCAGGAUGGGUCACACCAGCUGUAGUGGUGAUUGCUCUUCUUGCCUCAGGAAAAUAUGAUUACCUGGUCAUAAAUACCAGUGAUGGGAACGCAGCAAAAAUGUGCUGGAUCUCUGAUGCUGUUGUCCAUCAGAUUGUUCUUUUCAAACCCACAACAGGGAAAGGCCAGGACAUCAGCUCCAUCAAGAGAAACUCUUACUCCAUUAUAGGCCUGUUCUUCCUGCUUGGCAUCACCUGGGCCUUUGCUUUCUUCAGCUACGGGCCUUUGCGUGUAGCAUCCUACUAUAUCUUCACCAUCCUCAACUCCUUUCAAGGUUUCUUCCUGUUCAUCUACUAUUACCAUUCCAGCAAGACUGUUGGAGAGGACAGACUCUGCACAGCCCUUCACACCUCAGUGUGGCCUCCACACCCCAAACCUGAAAGGAGAUUAGCUGACCAUCGCCUCUGCUCCUCCCUCAACCUCAUUUCACCUCACACUUCACCUUGCUCCACAUCUCCCCCUUCUGACUGGCCUGCCUCUGUGUAG
Micropterus dolomieu (smallmouth bass) is the source of this 1104-nucleotide messenger RNA. RefSeq names its product adhesion G-protein coupled receptor G2-like. The transcript has 9 exons. Lineage: Eukaryota; Metazoa; Chordata; Actinopteri; Centrarchiformes; Centrarchidae. The record is from RefSeq and is a predicted model, not a curated record. Gene Ontology annotation, biological process: adenylate cyclase-activating G protein-coupled receptor signaling pathway; cell surface receptor signaling pathway. Gene Ontology annotation, cellular component: membrane. Gene Ontology annotation, molecular function: G protein-coupled receptor activity. Bases 1 to 1104 code for a protein of 367 amino acids.